AAGAAAGCAUCGAGUAUUUUUUGCCGCUGCGCAUGUCGUAAUAUUAGGAACAAAUUAUUAUUAAAUAAAAUAGCAGCACUAUGGCACAAAGCAGACUGGAAAAAGUUGGAACCAUCUUUACGAGGGUACAAGGCUUGUUGCGCGCUGGCGCGAUGAAAACGGAGGAUAAACCCAUUUGGUAUGACAUCUACGCUGCUUUUCCGCCUAAAUUGGAGCCCCGGUUCGAUAGGCCUGCAAUAAAUGUGCCAGUGCGCAACAUUUUCUAUGCAGAGGAUGUGGUACGAGCCAAGUUGCACAAGCAAAACAAGCCUCAUGAGACGAUUUCGCUGUUCGAUCAAAAACAUCGCACCCAGAGUCAACAGUUUUUGCAGAUUUAUGACCAGCUAAAGUCGCAAGGCGCUUUGGAUGAUCAACGCAUUUAUGAAACAGCGCUUGAUCUGUUAGCAGAGCAGCGACAAAAGUCGCAGCCUGAAGCAGUCGAAGAGCAACUGCAACUGGAGCAGCCCAACAAGAGCACACUGCUCAGCGAUUUCCAGGAGGCAGACCAUCAAAAACACCAACAGCAGGAACAAGAGCAGACUAAGCCAAGCAAAGCGAAACCAGAGGGCAUCAACAUUAGCAGCUUGUUCAAGGAUUAAGACGUUUGUUUUAUA
Molecule: messenger RNA, 653 nt
Organism: Drosophila hydei
Lineage: Eukaryota; Metazoa; Arthropoda; Insecta; Diptera; Drosophilidae
Gene: mRpS23
Product: 28S ribosomal protein S23, mitochondrial
Exons: 3
Coding region: 81-638 (185 amino acids)
Biological process (GO): translation
Cellular component (GO): mitochondrion; ribosome
Molecular function (GO): structural constituent of ribosome
Source: RefSeq, a predicted model, not a curated record